Messenger RNA from Pteronotus mesoamericanus, 727 nucleotides. RefSeq names its product ATPase H+ transporting V1 subunit E2 (gene ATP6V1E2). The coding region runs from base 47 to 727 and encodes 226 amino acids. The transcript has a single exon. Lineage: Eukaryota; Metazoa; Chordata; Mammalia; Chiroptera; Mormoopidae. The record is from RefSeq and is a predicted model, not a curated record. Gene Ontology annotation, molecular function: proton-transporting ATPase activity, rotational mechanism. Gene Ontology annotation, cellular component: proton-transporting two-sector ATPase complex, catalytic domain. Gene Ontology annotation, biological process: proton transmembrane transport.
AGAGGGUCUGCCACCUCUCUGUCCAUCUCCCUUUGCAGGAGCAGCCAUGGCCCUGAAUGAUAUCGAUGUGCAGAAGCGGAUUAAGCACAUGAUGGCUUUCAUUGAGCAGGAAGCCAAUGAGAAGGCAGAAGAAAUAGAUGCCAAGGCUGAGGAAGAAUUCAACAUUGAGAAAGGACGCCUUGUGCAAACCCAGCGACUGAAGAUUAUGGAGUAUUAUGAGAAAAAGGAAAAGCAGAUAGAGCAGCAGAAGAAAAUCCAGAUGUCUACUGUAAGGAAUCAAGCAAGGCUGGAGGUGCUGAGAGCUCAAAAUGACCUCGUCUCAGAGUUGCUAAAUGAUGCAAAGCUGAGACUCAGCCAGAUUGUGGAAGACCCAGGAGUAUACCAGGGGAUGCUGUAUAAACUAGUGCUCCAGGCUCUGCUCCGACUGCUAGAGCCUGUGGUGAUCGUGCGCUGCAGGCCACAGGACCACUUCCUGGUAGAGCACGCAGUGCAAAAAGCCAUUCCUGAAUACAUGACAGUUUCCAGAAAACGCGUGAAAGUCCAAAUGGAUCGAGAGGUGCACCUGGCUAUGAACGCAGCAGGAGGUGUGGAGGUCUACAGUGGAAAUCAGAAAAUAAAGGUUUCCAAUACCCUGGAAAGUCGACUGGAUCUCUUAGCCCAGGAAAAGAUGCCAGAAAUACGAAAGGCUUUAUUUGGAGCCAAUCCUAACAGGAAGUUUUUCAUAUAA